Molecule: messenger RNA, 8250 nt
Organism: Electrophorus electricus (electric eel)
Lineage: Eukaryota; Metazoa; Chordata; Actinopteri; Gymnotiformes; Gymnotidae
Gene: cux2b
Product: cut-like homeobox 2b
Biological process (GO): regulation of transcription by RNA polymerase II
Cellular component (GO): nucleus
Molecular function (GO): DNA-binding transcription factor activity, RNA polymerase II-specific; RNA polymerase II transcription regulatory region sequence-specific DNA binding
Source: RefSeq, a predicted model, not a curated record
AUGGCCGCCGAUGUGGGAUCGAUGUUUCAAUAUUGGAAGAAAUUUGAUCUCCGGCGGCUGCAGAGGGAGCUAAAUUCAGUGGCGGCACAGCUGGCUGAACGACAGGAAGAGAGUGAGCACUCCCACAAGCACCUGGUGGAGCUGAGCCGUGAGUUCAAGAAAAAUGUCCCAGAGGAAGUGCGUGAGAUGGUUGCCCCUGUCCUCAAGAGUUUCCAAGCCCAGGUGGUUGCUCUGAGCCAGCGCAGCAGGGAAGCCGAGACUGCAUUUCUGGGAGUUUACAAACAGCUGAUUGAAGCCCCAGACCCAGCUCCGGUGCUGGAGGAGCACCUGGCUGAGCUGCAGAGGUCGCCCCCGGACGGAGAGGCCCCGGUCAGGGAGGUCUCGGGCCGCUGGAGGAAACGCCCGGAGUGCCUUAACGACGCCGAAGGCCCGGAGGAGGGCCCACCCACACUCCAAAGGGUGGCGUCAGCGGAGCGGCGGGCCCAUAUGAUGACCCCAAACAGCACACAGGGCCUCCCAGACGGUGACUCCCCCCUCCACAACCACCAGGGCCUGCAGGAAAGGGAAGCAGGUGACCCGGACACGAGCCUCUCUGUCAAACUGGCCCAUGCGGAGGACAAGAUCAAAGCGCUCCAGUCAUCACUGAGCGAUGCCCAGGCUGAGCUUCAGGAGCUGAAGUGUAAAUAUAAGAAGGAAAUGGAUUCCAAGGCGGAGGAGGUAGGCGUGCUCAGGACCAACCUGGAGACGGCCAACCAGAGAGCAGAUCUGGCCCAGAGGAAGGUGGACGGACUGAGGGAAGAGCUUGCCAGCACCCGCGGCUCUUCUAAAGGCGGCGGCCCUCCAGACGAGAGCCCCAGCGAGGGGAGGGUGGAGAGGCGAGAGGCCAGCCCACCCUCGCUCCUGGAGGCGGCCCUCUUCUCCAAGGACAGGGAGAUCCUCCGCUUGCUGGAGAGUGUCCAGAGGUUGCAGUUCACCCUACAGGAGGUGCAGGACUCCUCGGCGGGCCAGAUCGCCCAGCUGGAGCGCCAGCUAGCCUGCAAGGCCGAGGCCAUAGAAAGACUAGAGGCUAAACUACAGUCUCAGCUAGACUACGAGGAGAUCAAAACAGAACUCAGCAUUUUUAAAGCAAUGAAGCUGACGUCUACGAAUGGAGGCCCAUCGCAGGAAUCUACCAAAGCUUCAGAAUCUCUGUUGAUGGACAAAGAGGCCUUCCUGUCCUCCCAUAAAUGUUUGCUGGACAAAGCCAGGGUCCUACACAGUAACGAUGAAGACCAGUCCGAUGCCUCCAGUAAGGACCUGGGUCGACCUACGAGCUCAUACUCCUCCCCCCCAGGGGCGUUACCAAUGGACGGCCGGUCCUCCUCCUCCAGCCCAGGGCCACCCAAUCCCGACGGGGUGGCCGCGGCCCACGACCUCCCGCGCCCUUUCUCCGCGUCUCCCUUCUCCGGCGAGAAGCUCUCCGGGGACCAGCUCCUGCAAAAGCAGCUCCUCUCGCCGCACUUCAAGAAGGAUGGCGCCUCCCUCCUGGCCUUCCCCACUGCGCUGUUCGCUGCCAAGGCCGCCCUCGUGUCGGCCAACCCAGGCUCCUCGGGCCAGGCGGCCCUGGAGGCGGGCUUGCCCGCCGACCAAUCGGAAAGCGGCGGCGGGGGCGGCGACGAGGACCGGCUGGACACGGCGGAGAUCGCCUACCAGGUGAAGGAGCAGCUGCUUAAACACAACAUCGGGCAGCGCGUGUUCGGCCACUACGUGCUGGGCCUGUCACAGGGCUCGGUCAGCGAGAUCCUGGCCCGGCCCAAACCCUGGAGGAAGCUGACGGUCAAGGGGAAGGAGCCCUUCAUCAAGAUGAAGCAGUUCCUGUCGGAUGAACAGAACAUCCUGGCCCUGCGCACCAUCCAGGUCCGCCAGAGAGGAAGCAUCACUCCUCGCAUCCGAACUCCAGAAACUGGGUCAGACGAUGCCAUCAAGAACAUUCUGGAACAGGCGAAAAAAGAGAUCCAGUCCCAACGAGGGGCUGACAGCAAGUCCUCCCUGGGCGGCUCCUCUGGACGCAGUAGUGGUGGAGGAGGUAACUCCGAUGAGACCAUCAAGGGCAUCCUGGAGCAGGCCCGUCGGGAGAUGCAGGCGCAGCAGCAGGCCCUGCUGGAGAUAGAGGUGUGUGGCCGACCCUCCACCGCCGACCGCCUGGGCCCGCUCGAACCCUGCAGGGGCCUGCCGGGCGCCGUGCCCGCCUACAUCAAGCAGGAGGAGAGCGCCGGGUCGGUAGCGGCGGCGUGCGCAGCCGGCUCCGCGGGCGGGCCCCCGGCGCCGCUCAGCGUCCUCUCGCCGGCCGCCUUCGUCCAGAGCAUUAUACGCAAGGUCAAGUCGGAGAUCGGCGAGGCCGGCGCGUACUUCGACCAGCACUGGUCGGCCGAGCGGGGCCCGUUCCCUACGCCUCGUCCCUUCGGCUCUGCCUCCCCAUCGCUCUCCUCUUCCUCCUCCUCCACGGGGCCCUCGUCCCUGCCCCGGGCCUGGCCACGUGGAGAAAACAGCGAGGGCCUACCCGGCGCCGACGACGCCCUGAGCGCCGAUGAGGAGCCCUUGCUGAACCGGCCCGUGGAGGUGAAGGUGGAACCCGAGGCGCCCCUGAGCAGCGAGCCGCCCUGCGGAGGGGGCAGGGUAGGCUACUACCCCUCCUAUAUCCCCCGCACACUCAAACCCACGGUGCCGCCCCUGACCCCCGAGCAGUACGAGAUGUACAUGUACCGCGAGGUGGACACCAUCGAGCUCACCCGACAAGUGAAGGAGAAGCUAGCGAAGAACGGAAUCUGUCAGAGGAUCUUUGGGGAGAAGGUGCUGGGCCUUUCCCAGGGCAGCGUGAGCGACAUGUUGUCUCGCCCCAAACCCUGGAGCAAGCUCACCCAGAAGGGCAGGGAGCCGUUCAUCCGCAUGCAGCUGUGGCUUCUGGACCAGCUCGGCCAGGGCCUGAGCCAGCAGGCCGGCCACGUCCACGGCCAGGACAAAAGCCCAGUGACGGCCGGUUCGUCGCCGUCCCCGCCCCUGAGUCCCGAGGAGAGCCAGCCCGGCCUGGCCCUGGAGCCCGUCAGCCUGGCCCUGGAGAGCAGCAAGGAGAACCAGCACCCACACCCCCAGCAUGCAGAGCCCCUCAUGGGCAAACCCGGCGCGGGCACGCUGGCCGCCGCGCAGCCCCACGCCCCACUGGGCAUCCAGGAGCUGGUGGCCAUGUCCCCGGAGCUGGACACCUACGCCAUCACCAAGAGGGUGAAGGAGGUGCUGACCGACAACAACCUGGGCCAGCGUCUGUUCGGCGAGAGCAUCCUGGGUCUGACCCAGGGCUCCGUCUCGGACCUGCUGUCCAGACCCAAACCCUGGCACAAACUCAGCCUGAAGGGGCGCGAGCCCUUCGUCCGCAUGCAGCUAUGGCUCAACGACCCCCACAACGUGGACAAACUGCGGGACAUGAAGAAGAUAGAGAAAAAAGCCUACCUAAAGCGCCGCUACGGCCUGCUGAGCCCCGGCUCGGACGGCGACUCCCCCGGCACCCGCUCGGAGUGCGUCAGCCCCGGCCUGAGCCCCGCAGACCCAUGCCCCUUCGGCCAGGCCAAGAAGCCCCGGGUGGUGCUCGCCGCAGAGGAGAAGGAGGCGCUGAGGAGGGCGUACCUCCAGGAGCCCUAUCCGUCCCAGCACACCAUCGAGGUGCUGGCCGCCCAGCUCAACCUCAAAACCAACACCGUCAUCAACUGGUUCCACAACUACAGGUCACGGAUGCGGCGGGAGGUCCUCUUGGAGGGUCCUCAGGACAACGACGUGGACAUCGAGCCUCAAAGCUGCUCUCCCUCCGUGGCCUACAGCCCAACCUCGGACGUCGACGACAAGAGACAGGCCCCCCCGGUCCGUAGCAACGGCCCCGGGCCGCUCCCCGUCAAACAGGAGGCCGGCGAGCCGGAGGAGGAGGAGGAGGCCGAGCUUCACGCGCGGCAGGCCAGGUGCUCCUCCCUGGGCGUCCAGUUCCCGCAGCUGAAGGCAGAGAAAGAGGAGCAGGCAUCCGGCUACAGGGACGCGGCCCUACCCCCCGACUGCCCGCAGGGUCUCAGGGAGGACGAGGCAAGCAGCAGCGGCCAGACCCGGGGCCUCCUCACGGGGCCCCUCUCCUGCGAGGGCGCCCAGAGGAGCAGCCUGGCGGCGCGCGACGGCGAGGACGCCGACAAGUCGCCGGUGGACCCGGUCAGCUUCAAAGCCUCGUCGGAGCCAUGCCGCGGCAGCCUGGAGGUGUCCCUCAACUCCCCAUCUGCUGCUUCCUCGCCCGGCCUCAUGAUGUCCGUCUCCCCUGUGCCGUCCUGCUCCGCCCCCAUCUCCCCAUCCCAGCCCAACCCGCCCACGCCGGGCACCCACCCCGGGCUCGAGCCCCCGCCCGGGGCCGGCUACAGCGCGGAGCCUCCGUCGCUCCACGGCGGCAGACUCUGCAAGAGCACCCAGAGACGCAACGAGAAGAUGGCCAACCUGAACAACAUCAUCCACCGGCUGGAGCGGGCGGCCAACCGCGAGGAGACCCUCGAAUGGGAGUUCUAGGGGUCGCAGGGGGCGCUCUGCAAGAGGACUUUCCAGGAAUUCUCUCCAGGAGGUUCCCGCUCCCAAAGCCUGGAGCCAGGCUCCGACAUUCGGCGGUUUUGGGUGGGACCUCACAGGGCACGUGAGGGGAAGAAAAUAAACAGUGACACCCUCUGACUUGUCGACAAACAGAAUAGCUACCCGUCAAGUACUUUCAAAAAGAAAAAAAUAUUUCUAAACGUUUUAGGUAUUUUGAUAAAAGGAUCCUACUUUGAAUUAUGUUACAGCACUAGCUGUCGUGUUUGAAACAAAGGAAAGAAGCACUCGGGAGUGAAGACUUUGCAGCUAUGGUGUCAUGAAAUGCACACUGAAGUCCUGUAGAUUGCCACUGGGUGAGAUUAUUUCAAAUGAGACCUCUGUCUUAAGCCAUCAAAAAGCACUACUUAUUAAAAAAAAGACACUGACCAAAUUUGCUACUUUUUGAAUAGCAAUUUUUCAGAUUUUGUCUGUAAGACGGGACAGUUAAAGUCAAGUAAUGUGAGAACUUUACACUGACUGAGGGAUAGUCCUUUAAGACUCUAAAUAGUGAACAAUACGUAUGUACUUUGUUUCUUGGUGACCUGUUUUGGAACAUUUGUUACACAAGCGUAUAAUGUGUGGUUGUACGUGCUGUAGAAAUUGUCUGCAAUAGCCUUCUCCAAACAAGAUGUAGCAUGGUACUCAACUUACCCUUUUAUCCUCGAUAGUUAGUAACCUGUGAUAUACUUGAGCGAUAAAAAGUGAACAUGUUGGAAAAUUCAGCAAAAAAUAAGAAAAAAGGAAUUGUAAAAAAAGUUUUAACGAUAGAAUCUUUUCAGCGAACGUGUUUUAGCUUUGCUUUUCUGUUUAGCUUUUAUUUUUUUGGUUGCUCCCUCUUAAGGAUUUCUUUGAGGUUUACAAUAGGGCCCUUUGUGCACCUGGACGUCAGUGAGCCAUUCGCCACUUGUGAGCAAUGUCUUCGUCUUCACCAGUCCGUGACGCGCUGGUCUCACAGGCACGCGGGCCUCGCCAUCUCCAGCUCCGGACGCUGGAACAGCAAGCCUCGGAGUCCGCUAACGGAGAACUCGACGGGAUGGUCUGCUCAGCGGGAGGCGUCAGCAUGCCUGACCAUUUGUUCAUUUAUGUUAGGCACUGAUUCUUUAUCGGUUCAAGUCAUAGCUCCCUUGCUCUGUGUGUCAAACACCCAUUAGCACUUUGGGUUUAAGAAAAGCGCAUUAUAAAUCUAAAUUAUUAUUAGUAGUAGUAGUAGUAGUAGUAUUAUUUGCCCUUUCUGCGCCCCGUCUGUCCAGGCCUCCUGUUUGUGACUGUUUAACUCUGCCAUCACAUACACAAGCAGCAACUGCACUCUCUUAUACAGAAAUGCCUUUUCUGUCUCGCACUGACUGACAAGCCCGCGCGUUAGUGCCUCCGUUAGGGCUCGAGACCCUGCGCGUGUACAGCGGGGCACUCCAGAACGUCACGGUCGUUAACGAUGCGACUCGAAUGCGCGCCAGUGAGUUAUCCGGGACGUCUUCAUUUACCACGUUUUCCUACAAAGUAGUGAUCCCGAUAGUCACGGCUGACUAUUUAAAAUGCAAAAGUGUAAUUCUAACACUUCAGCCUUGAUGUGAAACACAUCGUAGGAUGGGGUUGAAAAGUGAUACAGAUGAAAUCUAACUCAUUUCAUUUGCAUUCAUUUCACUUAUUUUAUUUACUAUUUCACUUGAUGGUACUUGUUCAUUCCAGCUUUUCCAUCGCAGAAGAUUUUAUUUAAUUGAAUUUGAAUAAAAUAAACUGAAACACAAUUUAAAAAUAAGACAAGACAGAUAUGCUGAAAUGUUGGUACAUGAAAAAACUGGAGACUUUGCAAUCCUGCAUUCAGCCAACAGCUAAAAAGCUAAAACAAAAAUAAUACCACUAAGCUAAUAAUUUUUGUCACUUAGCACUGAUUAAAUCUAGAAAUAGGUCUAGUAUUUUGGACAAGCUGCUGCUGGUUAUUGAAAUACUGUUUUGAUUAUUAUUAUUUUUUAUGUAUUUCAUUAUAUUUGGACUGAUUUCUAAUUGAGCGUUUUCCAACUGGGUCAAGCAUUUUGUUUACUUCCUUUUCUCUUUCAAUAUGUAUAGGUCUUCAAUACCUCAUAUGAGAACUACUUACAGCACUUACCGUUGAAAAAAUGUGACGAUUUGAGUAAAAUUCAAGUACGGAAAUUAUUCUAACUUAGUGUUCCACAAGUCUUUGCCUUGUCGUAUUGUUAAAGUUGGUAGUAAACACUUGCACAUGUCUUACUAGUACUGAGGAUUGGAGUUAUAAACACAUGUAUAGAUAUAUAAAUAUUAAACAUUUACUGAGAAAUAAUAUCUUAGGGUUCUUGACACUAGUGUGCUGAUAUAUUUAAAUAGAGUGUACAGUUAUAUUAACCAAACAAACAGAGUCAGGCCUUGUCUGGCAAGCUUGCCCACAUUCUAGAAACUUCUCUCAGGGUAGUCUUGCUUCUUUAAGCUUUACAGAACCUGUCAGGUCACAUCACUGGUCAGCUUUAACUGUCCAUGACCACUGUUUGCUUUUCCUGGUACACGGAGGGAUUUCAUUUUCAGCCUAAUUUAACGGUGUCCCUUGAACGUUUAGAGCGGUUGGAACUGUUAGCUGAAUAGGAGAUGUGCAGAAAGUUCAAAUUGGGAUGAUGAAAUGAAUGAAUGGAGCUCAUGCUUCACAUACAGUUCUUUUCAGUCUUAUUUUGGUUUGUGUUUAAUUCAGAAAAUAUCUUGGCCAUAUCUAAUAUGUUCCUUUGCCACGCCAAAAAUACAGUUAAUCAAAACAAAAGUGCCAUGUAGUUAAAAGAAAAAUGAUAAUACUGGUACAGUUCAGAAACGACCUACGACAGAUUUUACUCCUCUUUGGGAAUUCUUUUUAGUGGAAUUCUUUUUAGUGGGAAUUCUUUAAUCCAGGUGUCUACUACACUCUUAAUUGCAUUAUGCCGUGCCCAGCAAAGAUGUUAUAGAAGCAGUAAACAUAUUGUCACCGGAAUGAGAUUACAUUUUCCUACAAUUCCAACAUCUGUUUUGAUUGCUGUCUUUAAGCCUUUGCUUUAGGUUAAUUUUUGCAUGCAGCUCGGUUACGUUUCCCUGGAAGAGAAAUAGUAUGAUGUCUUUUGUAUUAUGGAAGGAAACAAAGAAAAAACAGCACUUGCGUUUCUGUGGUUGGAGAACGAUUCCCUGCAUGCCAAAACUGAAAGAUACUUUGGUGGUGGAACAGAGAACCUAAGAAGUACGUUUGACAUGAAAAAAAGGUUGUUGUUGUUUUUUUUUUUUUGUUUUUUUUUGCUGUUAUUUUGUUGCUUAAGUGUUUUGUGUGCUCUCGUAUCUCAGAGUCCUGAAUACACUCUCAGAAGUAAGCUGUCGCAGCUUCAACAUUGUGAAGGCCUCACAUAAACACAAAACUGAGCAGAGAGCUCAUUCAGACUGGAAAUGUGCUUAUGGCAGUCUUAUGCAGGAGGCAGUAACUGCAUGUUCAGUUGUUCCUCUUUUGGGCUGCAAAACAAGAAGCUGGAGAACCCUGUAAGAGACACUACCCCCCCCUCCCUUUGUUGUGACAUUUUAAUAUUUUUGGCACACGUCUCACAUCACCUUAACGGGCAGAGCACUUAAGCUUUGAUUUUAGAGGGCAAGAAAAUGUCACAUGUCUUUUAA